Messenger RNA from Podospora pseudopauciseta, 2120 nucleotides. RefSeq lists its product as uncharacterized. The record is from RefSeq and is a predicted model, not a curated record. Gene Ontology annotation, molecular function: GTPase activity; GTP binding. Lineage: Eukaryota; Fungi; Ascomycota; Sordariomycetes; Sordariales; Podosporaceae. Gene Ontology annotation, biological process: protein transport. The transcript has 5 exons. Gene Ontology annotation, cellular component: lysosomal membrane. Bases 1148 to 1705 code for a protein of 185 amino acids.
AUUUCUUUCAAGAUCCACCAAAUGCCGGCCUCUGCAGCUGUCAAAGAGCACGAAGGCUCGUACAAACAUACCCCUGUCAUGAUGUAAGUGGUGUUAGAACGCCAUCCCGUCUGCAGCGUCCCAGAGAUCACUCUCAAUCGCACAGCGCCAUUUUUCGUUCCAAGUAAGAUGUCUAGAUAUCAGGUGCCUCGGAGGUAAUUAAGGUUUGAGUUUGGAAGGCAACUGCAUAAGGUACCCCCAUUACGAUCGCGGGGCAGUCACAGCAGCCUGACUACCAAUACCUACCCUCACUGCCCUGAUCAGAUUUGAUGGUUUUCUCCUUGCACCAAACCUUUCACCUAUCCUCCUAUCUUUUUUGAACUCAUCCUCGACGAUACCACAUUUGGAUGGGUGGUUUUUUAUUAGCACACUGCAUCCCAUACCCUUGACGGCACCCCCCUGCUGCACUCUGCCGGCCGUGUGCCCUUCCUUUCUGCCCCCCCGCGCAACCGCUCGCUGCCGCCGCUUGGCCCCCCCAGACUUUUGAGGUGAGGGCUCAGCGCAGCGCAGCACUGACACCUCCUGCAACCCGGUCGAUCUGAGCCGCCGCUUUUGCCCAUUGAUCACAGACGAUCGUCUCGUCCUGCCGACGUCUUUUCUCCGCCUCUUGUCCUCGUCGUCCAGCUGCUGCUGCCGCCGUUCCGCCCCCAGACGGCGCAAACGAAUGAAACCCUGAUCAUAGCCGCUGUCUUGUUCGACAUUGCCAGGGCACCAUCAUCAAGUCUUCACACGCACAAAAGGCACGGACCACAGCUUGAGGUGACUGCACUACCGUUACCCAUAUUUGGUGUUCCCCGGUGCCAUCUCUUCCAGUGCCUUUGUGUGGGCCGACCUGAUCGCUCACCCGCACCCCGCGUCUGGCUUCUCACCGAUCACAAAAAGGAAUUCAUUCUGUUUCCCAUCUGCUGCGAAAUUGCAAUAACUCUUCGGACUCAGGUCAUACGAGACAUAUUAUCUUCUUAAUUUUGCGCCGCCAGGGCCAUCUCUGGGCCCAGCAGCUCACUUAAAACAAGCUCACCAACGACCUCGAGCCCUCUCUUUAUCAUCUACACAACAGCCCGGCCCACCUACCAGUUUUCACUUAACAUCGCGGCGUCGUUGACGAAUCAUGGCGGGGUUAUUCAAGCGAGUGUACGACUGGCUGUUACGGACCUUCUGGGCCACCGAAAUGGACGUCACCAUGAUCGGUCUGCAGAAUGCGGGCAAAACAUCUCUGCUUCGGGUGCUGUCGGGCGGAGAGUUUGCCAUAGACUCGAUACCGACAGUGGGCUUCAACAUGAAGCGGUUGCAACGGGGGCAUGUGACGCUCAAGUGCUGGGACUUGGGUGGGCAACCCCGCUUCCGUCCAAUGUGGGAGCGAUAUUGCCGGAAUGUCAACGCUAUCGUGUUCAUUGUCGAUAUUGCCGACGUGGAUGUGCUUCCCAUGGCCCGCGAAGAGCUACACUCAUUAAUGAGCCAGCCAAGCCUGGAUGGUAUUCCAUUGCUUGUUCUCGGAAACAAGUCGGAUCUUCCAAACAAGCUCACUGUGGAUGAGCUCAUCGACGCCAUGGAUCUUAAGAACAUUGCGCAUCGAGAGGUGUCGUGCUAUGGCAUCUCGGCAAAGGAGGAAACCAAUCUGGAGGCGGUUCUCCAGUGGCUGAUGAAGUUUGCCAACAGCAAAAAAUGAUUUCGUUUCUGUGAUAUACGACACAUCGCCCAGCGCCUAGCUGGGUCCAGACAGGAGCCGCAAGGCUAAGGUGGCAUGAUUAGCAACAUAACUCAUACAGCAACAUAUGAAAGUGGCGCCUGUCACUUUUCUCGGGGCAGUUGGGAUGGACGGGAUGGGUUAUCAGCGGGCCAGGGCGUUUUCUUGUCUUUUUUGCGCGUAUUUCGGGGAAGAGGAACUGGCGCGAAGCCUCGGUGUAUUGGAUAGUUCGGUGUAUUUUUGGUCUUUUUGUUUUGUUUCUUGCGUGGCUGUUUCAUGGAACCACCACCACCACAUUUAAUCUUUGACGACGUAUGAUGAUGAUAUGGCAAACCGAGCGGGUCGUUUUCCAAUUGUGCUGUAGAAUAGUGCCUUUGCGCGUAUCUCUGAGAGCAAC